Corythoichthys intestinalis (scribbled pipefish) is the source of this 2516-nucleotide messenger RNA. RefSeq names its product NF-kappa-B inhibitor delta (gene nfkbid). Lineage: Eukaryota; Metazoa; Chordata; Actinopteri; Syngnathiformes; Syngnathidae. Bases 94 to 1461 code for a protein of 455 amino acids. Gene Ontology annotation, cellular component: nucleus. Gene Ontology annotation, molecular function: protein binding. The record is from RefSeq and is a predicted model, not a curated record. Gene Ontology annotation, biological process: regulation of gene expression. The transcript has 12 exons.
CAACAACAAGGCAGACAGCCUUUGAACAAGCAUUUGUGACACAUCUGGUCGCUGGUGUUCGAUCCCUCUAUCGCCAAACAAGACCUCAGAGACAUGCACUUUGAUAAAGCACCAAAGGAGAAGCCAUGCUGCACUCUGCCCACAGUGAAAAAACUAUUGGAACAGAAGAGGAAGCGAGAGAUGUCAUCGGGGUUCACUUAUGCCACAAACACAACCAAUCCCGCUGGUCACAACAUACUUACUCAGCUUCAGGAGUCUGAACAACCGACUUGCUCAGGUGCCACAAGUAGCUACCCCAACAUGACAGCUCUGAGCUCGGAGCAGUGGGCACCGAUGCAGGAGUCCGCUCUCCAAUAUGACCCCAUUCAACCUGGGCCAAGCUUCCCUGUGGAAUACGACGUCCCAAUGGAUGCCGGUUUUAGCUCCCAGCAGAACCUUCAAGGAUAUGCGUCUCAAUCUUAUGAGUACCUGAUGCCAGCUGCAGAUCACAGCGCAGCCUCUAAUUGGCUCCCUAUGGAGCCUAGUCAGGCCUCUCAACCCACCUUUGGGAAGUGGUUGGACUCCGGCACACUGGAGAAGGCCAGAACGCUACUCAGAGACAUGGACUACAGCAGAAUCACUGGCCAGGAUGAAGAUGGAGACACCAUCCUGCACAUCUACACUGCUAAGGGUCACAGGGAGUGGGCCUUUGCUGCUGCAGAGAAGCUGAGGGAUUUGGGGAAGCUUGAUGCAAAAGAGCACAAAGGCAAAACUGCGUUACUGGUGGCGGUGACUGCAGACCAGCCGGACAUUGUUCAAGAUCUGUUGUCAUUUGGAGCAGACAUCAAUGCCUGUGACAUUAAAGGACAAAGUGCUCUUCACUUGGCUGCCAACGAUGGUUUACCUAGGAUAAUGCAGGUAAUUUUGUCGAACAGACCUGCAGUCAAUCUUGAGGCCAGAGAUUUUGAAGGGAUGACCCCUCUACACUGUGCAGCCAUUUCCCACAGUGUCACCAUGAAGGCUUUGCUUGCCUGCGGGAUGGCAGAUGCUAAACUUCAGGCUAAUGCUGCGGAGAAGCUCUCCUGUGUGCAGAUGCUUCUGAAUGCGGGCGCUUCACUACUCAGUCAGGAAAUCAAAAGCAGCAUGACAGUGUUGCACUUGACAGUGAAGGAAGGGAAUAUUCAUCUGCUCCGCUAUCUGCUUAGCAUCCCCAUGCACAAUGUAAAAGAGUUUGUCAACAUGAAAGCACACGGCCACACUGCUUUACACAUGGCGGCCUGUCUCCAUGGCAACCACCAGCAGGAAGAGAUCCUGCGGCUGUUACUGAAUCGAGGAGCUGAUCCCAGCAUCCGCAACCUGGAGAACAGCCUGCCGGCACAUCUUCUGCAGGGUGGCCUCAAAGGGGAGCAGCUUAAACUUUUGCUGAAGAAAUGGACCACUUCGACUCGUCGCCGUCCAGCGGCCUCGCAGAACCAGGAAUGAUGAACGAAGGUGUACAUGUUGGAGGCUAAUUCACACUGGAUUGGCACUCUUUCACAGUUUAGCUGCUUUCCAAAAAGAGUAAACUUUAAUAUUUAUAUUUCUGUGCUAUUUCAUAUGAAUAUUAUAUAUUUUAUUUCUAUAAAAGCUCAUGCUGCUGGUAUACAGGCUAGACCUUUUUUCUCCCCUGCCAUAUCAUGAGGUACACAUACACAGUCCAAUGACAUUCAAUACAUGCGCUACAGUGCAAAACAUUUAUCUUACUUUUAAUUUUAUCGUAAAUUUUCACUGUGGUAAAUAAAAGAAAUUUCGUGUAAUUCAAUGCAAUGUGAACACCAUUUGAGGAAAAAAUAGCCAUUUUCCCUAUUCUUGUUUCAGUACGUUUUGUGUAAUGCAGCAAAUCAAGUGUUUACUAUCAUUUCGGCAUGAAACUGUAAGAAAUGUAUUAAUUUAAAAACAUCCAUAUUAUUGCUGUUGAUCAAAUAUUUACAAAAAAAAAACAAACACUGUAUGUAUGUCAGCCAUAAAAGGGCGUUUUUAUCUAAAUCUGGUGGGGCUUAACCUCACCCACAUUUUUCUAUUGUUUCUUAUUUAGACUGUUUAUGUAUCUCAUGAAGCAUGUAGUAAGGUUUUUUCCCCCCUCCACCUUUUGAUGAAAUCAAGGUUAAAACUUAAAAGUGGCGCUGAGGUGAUGUAGUACUGAUUUUUCAGAAACACUUUGAUUUCCAUGAAAUCAUUAGUCUAACCUGGAGGACUCUGUCACGAUGAUCACAUUGAUGAUCACAUGAAAGUAUAUUCACAUUCUGAAUUCAAUCGGUACGUUUACGUUUGAUGACAUUCCUCAUGUUGAAAAUGAGCAAACUCAUGACUUGCUUCUGUUCUGUAUGCAUCAUACUUGUGGAUGUAAUGUGUUUACCAUGUAAAACUACCUUAACUUAUUGUCGUUGCAUGUGUAAUGACCAAUGCAGAAAAAAUUCUCAGGUAUACAGUGUAUGUCAGUGAUGAGUCAUGACCUAAACAACUGUGACAUAAACUUUUUAGGAAUAAAUGAAGCUGAC